UUCGUAGGGUCUUUUCGGUCAUUUACUAUACUUUCAACAACCUCGAUUUCUCCUUUCCCUAUAUAUUCAUACCUUAGUCUUCCCUUUGGACUCGCACAGCUUGAUCAGACUUAAUAACCAUAUUCAAGCUUCCACUUCUCUUUCUAAUACCAGUUACCUCUUUCUUAGGUUUUGAUUAAAGAUGGCAACAGAAACAUUCCUAUUCACAUCUGAAUCAGUGAACGAGGGACACCCUGACAAGCUAUGCGACCAGAUCUCUGAUGCUGUACUAGAUGCUUGCCUUGAGCAAGAUCCAGAGAGCAAAGUUGCAUGUGAAACUUGCACAAAGACCAACAUGGUUAUGGUUUUUGGUGAGAUCACAACAAAGGCCAAUGUUGAUUAUGAGAAAAUUGUCCGUGACACAUGCAGGAACAUAGGUUUUGUUUCAGAUGAUGUUGGUCUUGAUGCUGACAACUGCAAAGUCCUUGUCAAUAUUGAGCAACAGAGUCCUGAUAUUGCUCAAGGUGUCCAUGGCCAUCUCACAAAAAGGCCUGAGGAAAUUGGUGCUGGUGAUCAGGGUCACAUGUUCGGUUACGCCACCGACGAAACCCCGGAGUUUAUGCCUCUUAGCCACGUUCUUGCGACCAAGUUGGGCGCCAAGCUCACCGAGGUUCGCAAGAACGGGACAUGCCCUUGGUUGAGACCUGAUGGGAAAACACAAGUCACUGUUGAGUAUUACAAUGAUAAGGGUGCCAUGGUUCCAAUCCGUGUCCACACUGUCCUUAUCUCGACACAGCACGACGAAACUGUCACCAACGAUGAAAUUGCAGCUGAUUUGAAAGAGCAUGUGAUCAAGCCUGUGAUCCCUGAGAAGUAUCUUGAUGAGAAAACAAUCUUCCACUUGAACCCUUCCGGCCGUUUCGUCAUCGGUGGACCUCACGGUGACGCGGGUCUAACCGGCCGCAAGAUCAUCAUCGACACAUACGGUGGUUGGGGUGCACAUGGUGGUGGUGCUUUCUCAGGAAAAGACCCAACCAAAGUUGACAGAAGUGGAGCCUACAUUGUAAGACAAGCUGCAAAGAGUAUUGUUGCUAAUGGACUUGCUAGAAGGUGCCUUGUGCAAGUUUCCUACGCUAUCGGUGUGCCCGAGCCAUUGUCUGUUUUCGUCGAUUCUUACGGAACCGGAAAGAUCCCUGAUAGGGAAAUCCUUAACAUUGUGAAGGAAGCCUUUGAUUUUAGGCCUGGAAUGAUCUCAAUCAGCCUUGAUCUUUUGAGGGGUGGGAAUGGUAGGUUUUUGAAGACAGCUGCAUAUGGACAUUUUGGUAGAGAUGAUGCUGAUUUCACAUGGGAGGUUGUUAAGCCACUCAAGGGUGGAAAGUUAUCUACUUCUGCAUAAGUGCUUAAGUGAAGUGAUUAUGAUGGAGUUUUGGAUGUUGCCUACAACUUGGUUAUACCAAAAUUAUUAUUUUUCUUUGUGUUUUCAUUUAUUAUAUGUGUUUUAUUAUUUGUAUUUUUUUCUUUUGAUUUGUGUACUUUGUAUGUGUUCGUUUAGAACACUAAUGUAUACAUGAUCAACCGACAAAAUGUUGUUCAAGGAUUUGUUCCAUAUAAUGUAAUAAAUAUUAAAUCAAAGUGAGUUUACAAUUAAUUGGUUA
Molecule: messenger RNA, 1634 nt
Organism: Lathyrus oleraceus (garden pea)
Lineage: Eukaryota; Viridiplantae; Streptophyta; Magnoliopsida; Fabales; Fabaceae
Source: RefSeq, a predicted model, not a curated record